Linum tenue is the source of this 351-nucleotide messenger RNA. The record is from the annotation of a GenBank genome assembly. Lineage: Eukaryota; Viridiplantae; Streptophyta; Magnoliopsida; Malpighiales; Linaceae.
AUGGCACCGCAAUUCCCGGCAAGAAAAAAGGUGAAGUCCUGCGGCGGCGAAAGCAAGAGAUCGGACAGGAAGGUCGGGAGGGGCGGCGGGAACUGGCACGGCGAGGACGCCGGGACCAACUUCAGGCUCUUCCGCCGCGAGCGGUCGACGAUGAAGAAGGACGAGAGCUGGAUCGGGACGCGGAAGAGGUUCAGAUACAGAAACCCUAAUCCCCAAUUCGCCAUCGAGCACAUGAAGAAGUGGAUCCUUUACGAAUUCAGCAUGACGAGAGAGGGCUGCAGCGACGAGGAGAAGGAAUUCGUGUGUAUGAUCCGCAACAACGGCUCCCCUAUGAUGAUUUGGUACGUUUAG